Molecule: messenger RNA, 123 nt
Organism: Penicillium arizonense
Lineage: Eukaryota; Fungi; Ascomycota; Eurotiomycetes; Eurotiales; Aspergillaceae
Exons: 2
Coding region: 1-123 (40 amino acids)
Source: RefSeq, a predicted model, not a curated record
AUGGACCUGUCUUAUGUCAAAGCCCCGGCCAACACUGGAACAUUGGUGUCCGUGAUCUUCGCGAUGCGAUUCCAAGUCAUUGCUUUCGCCCAUCCUACAUUAUCUCAUUCUUCUACUUGCUGA